GGGACAGCGCUCUUCUUUUGAAAAGUGUUCCGUUGGCUUGGCUUGUAGAGGGGGCGACCGCCAUUGUUAAAAAACAGCGUCCACAAUGUCGCUAAAAGUACAACUUGGAGAAUAAGAAGGGGUUUCGUCCACUAGAAGUCCACAAGUAAUACUGCACAAACAUGGCUCAGCGUGUGGCGACAGCAGACGGAGGCAACAAGAAGACAUCCAGAGUUCGGGUUGCGGUUCGUCUGCGACCCUAUAUGGGCAAACUUGAUGAGAAAAACGAGGGUCUAUGUGUGAAAGGUUUGGACUCGCAAAACCUGGAGAUAAUCAACUGGAGGAAUGCCACAGAAACAGUUAAAUAUCAUUUUGACGUAUUUCAUGGAGAACAAACAACGCAACAAGAGGUUUUCCUCUCAUCGGUGAAGCCCGUCCUGCCUCACAUAUUGAAUGGUCAAAAUGCCAGUGUGUUUGCCUAUGGGCCAACAGGAGCAGGUAAGACGCACACCAUGUUGGGCAGUUCAGAGCAGCCAGGUGUGAUCCCCCGAGCCGUUCGGGAAGUCUUCAAACUGGUCAAAGCGAAGGAUGAGGGUGAAGGAUGGGAAUACAGCAUUGGCAUGUCUUAUCUGGAAAUUUACAAUGAGAAGGUACUUGAUCUUCUGUCGCCAGGCUCUCAGGAUCUGCCAAUCAGAGAGGACAAGGACAAGAACAUCCUCAUACCGGGCCUCACUCACACAACAAUCUCCUCCUUCUCAGAUUUUGACAAACACUUUAUUCCCGCCAGCCUCAAUCGUACAACAGCUUCAACCAAACUAAAUCAGCGCUCCAGUCGCAGCCAUGCUAUUCUCCUCAUCAAGGUUGUACGAACUCAGCGAGCCUUAUCCCACAGACAACAGACGGGCAAACUGUACUUGGUCGACCUGGCUGGGUCUGAGGACAACCGCCGCACGGGCAACCAGGGCAUCCGUCUGAAGGAAAGCGGUGCCAUCAACCUCUCACUGUUCACACUCAGCAAAGUGGUGGAUUCUCUGAACUCGGCCACUGCCGUCCGUGUUCCGUACAGAGACAGUAAACUGACGCGGCUGUUGCAGGACUCUCUGGGUGGCUCUGCUCACUCCGUCAUGAUCACCAACAUCGCACCAGAGUACAAAUAUUACUUUGACACUUUCACUGCCCUCAACUUUGCAGCAAAGUCCAAGCUCAUUGUGAACAAACCUUUCACCAGAGAAACUGUUGCUGUGCCUGUGCUGCCAGUGAAGCGAGCCAGAGACGAUCGUGAGGCCGGAGGGUCCGACAGUGAGCCACACAAGAAAAAGCAAAAGGAGAAGGGAAGAGAGAUGACCGAUUCCUCACACCCUGCACAUUUGAACAGUCUGUCAGAACCGUCAGUGAUGGACAGACUAAUAGCUCUGGAGAAGCUAAUGAUGAGCUGCCAAGAUAAAGACAGAAGCAGCAUGUUAAAGGAUGUGGCUCAGUCUCGUAAGGAGAUCCAGGAGCUCAAAGAGAAGCAGAGGGAGUUUGAGAACAAAGCUCUUCUACUGAGUCGCCUGGCCGGAGAGAAGUUGAGCACAAAACAAGAGCCUGACUUCAAAAACAACACGGCGCCUCUGCAAAGAAAACAGUCAAAUGCCUCGAAACCCAAGAAACAGCAGGCGGUGGUUCAGCCUCUUCAAGUGUCCCAGCUUCAGCCUCUUCAGCAGCUUGCUGUGGUCAAGAAACAGUCUGUCUGUGUCAAGAAGAAGAAGCUUUCAGGCCAUGUUGAGCUUCCAGAUGGUAAGGAGAAUAUCAUGGAGAGCAGCUGGGAGUCUCAGCUGGACACAUCUGUGCUGGAACAGUCUAGAAAAAAGAUCCUGCAGCUCCUCAACAGCAGCUCCCUCAAAGAGCUGAAAAGUCUGCAGCAGAUCGGUGACAAGAAGGCAAAGCUCAUCCUGGGCUGGAGGGAGAUCCACGGUGACUUCACACAGUUGGAAGAUCUGGGAAAAGUAGAGAGUAUGACGGAGAAGCGGUUUUCCUCCUUUAUGAAGGCAAACAUCCUGAGUGCGAUGGGGAAAUGAUUUUUUUUUUUUUUUAAUGCUUUUUAAAAUUUUAUGACUUUAAUGUAACUUGUAUAUAAUGUUUUAUCUCUGAAGCUUAUAUCGUGUCUUUAAUUCUUUAAGGUUUUAAAGUUUUAAAUGUGUUUUGUAGUUACUACUGUGUUCCAGUGGAUGGAGUGCCAUUGCUUUUAAUAAACGUCACACUUGUCACAGAA
Molecule: messenger RNA, 2230 nt
Organism: Solea solea (common sole)
Lineage: Eukaryota; Metazoa; Chordata; Actinopteri; Pleuronectiformes; Soleidae
Gene: kif22
Product: kinesin family member 22
Exons: 13
Coding region: 162-2036 (624 amino acids)
Biological process (GO): mitotic spindle organization; microtubule-based movement
Molecular function (GO): ATP binding; microtubule motor activity; microtubule binding
Source: RefSeq, a predicted model, not a curated record